AUGGUUUUGGCCUGUCAACUGGACAGCGAACGCAACCUUUUCAGCGAUUUGGCUAGAAUUCAACUUAUUCUCUCCCGGAAGCCAUUACCACGCAUUGGAUCAUUGACAAUCAACAAUGAGUGCAUCCUGGAUAUCAAUAACAGGCUGUUAAUGUUGGAAAUCUGCCACCUUGAAAACGAGAACAUCCCCAUCGAUAUACAGCGUAAAACCUCGUAUUCAACUGUUGACACUUACAUCCAUGAUCUUCUAUCGGUCCAUGAUAACCGACUACGCUACCAACCAAAUGGCGCCUCGAGUAUGAAAGAUUGCAUUAAGCCAGAUGUGUGCAUUGACAACGAUGAGAACCCAACUUCUUUGUUGAUGAUGAUAACUAGCAUAUCACGAAACUUAUUGACCCUAGAAUGGGCUUGCGUUCGUCCUAUUGAAAUGCAACACCCCCCAUACUGGUUGACAAGUCAGGCAGUAUAUAGGAUCGACGAAACGCAGUACAAUAAGAUGUGCACUGAAUACAUAGAUAUUUUCGAGCAGGUGGAGAAAGCUAUGUUGGGCCGGGAUGGGAGGAGCAUCGCAAUCGUCGGAUGUGACUUUUCUUAUGCGGAGCUUUUGAAAAGAUUGUGGGAGAAAGGGACAUUCUGGUAUUGCUUUGCGUUGGACAGCUUGACUGGACUCCAUCACAUCUUCUACCACCGCGUCUGA
Messenger RNA from Blastomyces gilchristii SLH14081, 696 nucleotides. RefSeq lists its product as uncharacterized. The record is from RefSeq and is a predicted model, not a curated record. The coding region runs from base 1 to 696 and encodes 231 amino acids. NCBI's taxonomy places the organism in Eukaryota, Fungi, Ascomycota, Eurotiomycetes, Onygenales, Ajellomycetaceae. The transcript is spliced from 3 exons.